UCAAAUAUUUCUACUACAUAUAAUAUUAUAAGCAUGGCCAUCAAGAGUGUUUCAGUUCUUGUUUUCAUGCUACUUAUACUUUUCAUUGGUCGCAAUAUUGAUGCAGAUCAAAAGUGUUGCAAGGAUCAUCCAGAUAUAAGUCCAUGUAUAGCGGGGAAAGAUGAUAAUCCAGAAUUGGAUGGCAAAUGUUGGAGAUAUUGCAAUGAUGAACCUGAAUCAUGUGAGCGUGGAGGAGCUUGUAAAUCAGUUGGGGAAAAGACUUUAUGUCAUUGCACUUGUUCUUAGUUUAAUUUCUACAAAAAUUGAAAUUUGAA
Molecule: messenger RNA, 314 nt
Organism: Solanum pennellii
Lineage: Eukaryota; Viridiplantae; Streptophyta; Magnoliopsida; Solanales; Solanaceae
Product: putative defensin-like protein 20
Exons: 2
Coding region: 34-285 (83 amino acids)
Biological process (GO): defense response to fungus
Cellular component (GO): extracellular region
Source: RefSeq, a predicted model, not a curated record